Messenger RNA from Meloidogyne enterolobii, 208 nucleotides. NCBI's taxonomy places the organism in Eukaryota, Metazoa, Nematoda, Chromadorea, Rhabditida, Meloidogynidae. The record is from the annotation of a GenBank genome assembly.
UUGGAUGAAUUUAAUAAUGGAAGCUGCUGGUAUUAAUGAGCAAGUUGAAAAAAUUGAAAAUGGAAAAUUUGAUGAGGAAGAAAAUAAUAAUAAAUUUUUUGGAAAUAAAAAGGAUGGACUUAAACAACAAAAUAUGCUGCCUUCUGAAAGGGGAUUGCUUUUUAAGAAGGCUCGUUCACUCUACGAAAAAGAUGUAUGUAUAUUAUAG